Mya arenaria is the source of this 2813-nucleotide messenger RNA. Its product is annotated as heat shock 70 kDa protein 12A-like. Gene Ontology annotation, molecular function: ATP binding; ATP-dependent protein folding chaperone. The coding region runs from base 48 to 1811 and encodes 587 amino acids. The transcript has 6 exons. The record is from RefSeq and is a predicted model, not a curated record. NCBI's taxonomy places the organism in Eukaryota, Metazoa, Mollusca, Bivalvia, Myida, Myidae.
UUAUCAGUAAAAUAUCGAAACCUACAUCUAAUUGUAAAUGUCUGAAAAUGGCAUCAAGAAAUGAUGAUUUUUUGCUGGUUGCGGCCAUUGACUUCGGGACAGCCUAUUCAGGUUAUGCCUUCUCUUCAAGAACAGACUUCAAAAGGGAUCCUCUCAAUGUGUCGGCGAACACAUGGACGGGGGCGACUCUCAUGUCCCUCAAGACGUCCACGUGUGUGCUCUUCGACAAGAAGAAGCAGUUCAAGGAGUUUGGGUUCGCGGCGGAGGACGAGUACGGAAACCUUGCUGAGGAGGGUGAUGAACACAGGAAUUACUACUUUUUCCGGCGCUUUAAGAUGAUGCUCUACAACAAAAUGACGCUGAAGCGGCGAUUCAUGCUGGAAGACGAACUCGGGAAGAAGAUGCCGGCCAUGGACGUCUUCUCGGCCUGCAUCCGCUACCUUCGCGAACACCUGAUGAAGCGCGUGCAGCAGCAACUUCCGGAUGUGAAGGACGAUGAGAUUCGCUGGGUGCUCACUGUCCCGGCCAUCUGGAACGAUGUUUCCAAACAGUUCAUGAGGGAAGCCGCGGAGCAGGCGGGUAUGGUCGGAGAUAGCCUGAUAAUGGCCCUGGAACCGGAAGCCGCCUCUCUGUGCUGCCGCUACCUGCCCAUGAACACCCUUAAGGGUUCAAGCCGGUUCAUGCCCUUCCGGCCGGAAACCAGAUACCUUGUAUUUGACGCUGGUGGCGGUACGGUAGACAUUACGGUGCACGAGGUGAAGGCGAGCGGGUCUCUGAAGGAGCUGUACAAGGCGAACGGGGGCAACUGGGGAGGCACAUACAUCGACAAGGCCUUCCAUGAGCUGCUCGCAGACAUUGUCGGUAACGACGUCAUGGCUGACUUCUCCGAGAAUAAGAUGAUGGAUAACAUCGACCUGUUCCGCGAGUUCGAGGUCAAGAAGAGAAGCUUCAGCAACCAGAUGUCAGAGAAAAUUACAAUCAAGGUCCCCAUUGCGCUCAACGAAAUGUUUAAAGAGAAAACAGGGAAGAAUAUCAAAGAUCAUGUCAACAGUUUGCCGCGCUACAAGGACAAAUUGCAAUGGGUUGGGGAUAAAAUAAGAAUGGAGGCGAGCAUUGCAAAGGGGCUUUUCAACGACGCAUGCCAGUCAGCAGCAGAGCAUCUCAAAUCACUCUUCUCGCUGCCGGAAGUGAAAAGUGUCGACACAGUUCUGAUGGUCGGCGGUUUCUCUGAGUCGCCAAUCCUACAAGACCUCAUACGGAAAGCUGUUGAAAGUUUGCCUGAUAAGAAGAAGCUGAUUGUUCCAAAGGAUCCCGGACUGGCCGUACUAAAGGGCGCCGUCAUCUAUGGCCACGAUCCUUCUGUCAUAGAGGAGCGGAAAUGCAGGUACACAUACGGCGUCGGUACUUCUUUUCCUUUCAAAAAGGGCGUGCAUCCAGAACAAAAGAAGGUCGUCAAUAGUAAUGGCGAAGAAUUUUGCGGGGGAAUGUUCGACGCCCAUGUGAAAAUCGGCCAAGAGGUGGUCCGUGGGGAAAGUCAAGCAACCCGCUCGUACAGGCCAAUAAAGGAUACCCAAACUGAAAUUGAAUUCCAGUUUUUCGCCACAACGGAUCCGGAACCGACGUUCACUAGCGAUCCCAACUGUACGGAUAUUGGAAAGCUUACUAUUGAUGUGCCCGGGUCGGGUCUCGACCGCUCAGUAAGCAUCAAAAUGAUCUUUGGAGACACAGAGAUGCAUGUUGAAGCUGUCGCUAAGGAUGAGAAAUCAAACAAAUCAAGCAAAGUAAAAGCGGCUUUGCAUUUCCUCGGCUAACAGAUCUACUCUUUGCUUUUGUUUCACUUUAGAUGUGAAAAUCAAAUAGAAGAAUUGUGAAACAAAUAAACCAACAAACAGUAACCUAGGAAUGACGUUAAAACAGGCAGUGGUUGCUCAGUGAAAAUCUGUUUUUAUUAAGAUCGUUUAAUUCAUGAUCGUUCUUGUAUACCGUUAGUCCCUGUUUGUAUAUAAACAUUUUUUCGCUUGGGUAUUUUUUAUUUGAUAUAUUUUUAUCAUGUUUUGGACUAUAUGUGCUCAUUAUAAUCGGUUACUUGUACAUGUUUAAUUCUAUAUACUAGUCUGUGCUGCGUUUAGAACCGGGAUUUUGUAUUCGGAUCGAGAAUUUUUCAGAUCCGAAUUUAAGAGGCGUGAACCGAUUGAAAUCAAAAUCUGCAACAAUUAUCCUGACCACCACAGUGGUUGUUGCAGAGAAUUUUUACACACACACACACACACACACACACACACACACACACACACAUAUAUAUAGAUAAUCAUGAAUUAUAAAAGACUGCAGCAAGGGUAGAAAUGCUCCGUCGUGAUUUACAUAUUGAGCGUAGUCGAUACAUCACUAUAUGAACAAGACCUAAUACACUGAACCUGAAUAACACUUUUUAUUGAUAUGGCAAAAUUAUUCCGACUGACUUAAGAGCCAAAUAGAUAUAUAUAUAUAUAUAUAUAUAUAUAUAAGAUAUAUUUUAACACAUGCUCAAAGGCAAAAAAAUGUCAAUAAUUAUGUGAAAACUCCAAAGACCAACUGGCAACUCUGAAUUUAACUUGUCAAAAUGUAUUUGUCAUGCAAACGCCUGAAUUAGCUAAUAGUUGUGUUGGCGUUUAUUCAUAACCAUGAAUACGAGUAUUAGUUUGCUCUCUUGUAAAAUUGUUCGAUCUUGCCUAGGACCUAGGUCCGUGAUACUGCUUAAAUGCAUGCAUUUGCAAUAGUUGUCUUUGCUCUAAAGCAUGUUUAAAUGUUUUAUGCAAUAAACUGAGUUGUGUUGA